UAAACUCUCGGCCAAAUGAUUUUAUCAAGGAGGAUCCUGAACUAAAUUUGGAGGUGGCAGCCUCAAUAAGAAAUGCAUCUGAUAGUUUAAGUUUCAUUCAAAGUGCUGGUGACAGCUGUAACGUUUCGUAUCAAGAAGCAUUACAUCAAGGACUAGUCAAUGCCGAUCUGGAGAUAGAUACAGAGAUGUCAACAGAUUUCAGUAUGUCUCAUAACUAUACCAAGUUACGGACUUCACAAGAAGACAGCUUAUGUGGCACGAGAUUAAGUUGUAGCAUCAGGAAAAAGGAAUUCCAUAAGUUUACCUGUAGUUUCUGCCUACAGAGCUUCCCUUCAAAAUACAGACUCAUAAUGCAUAUCUUCAUCCACAUUGAUGGUGUGCAGGCACCUGCAUAUGUGUGUAAGUCAUGUGGUGAGGUAUUGCCCACUGAUGACAGCUUGAAAGAACAUUUGAGAAUGAGUGAGGGUGACCAAGCAUUAUUAGCUGCCAACAAUGAGAAACUUGAAUGCAGUGAUGACCAUGAAAACAACAUCUCCUUAGAAAGUGUACAAGAAGAAAUCGUGGAGCAGACUGAGAAGCAAUCUUCAUCCAAGGAAACCAGGAAAACUUUAAGGAAAUCCUUUAGUGACAUAUGCAAUACACAUACUGUGACACAAGUUGCAGAGAAACUCAGAUGUGAUGACUCUGGAAUUUUGUGUACAAGUGAUCAUGUUAAUGUCCACACUGUGCUAAGUGCAAAGAGACAUCACAAAUGUGAUGUUUGUGGUAAAUUGUUUACUCGUUCGGGCAGUCUGAAGGUACAUGAAUUAAUACACACGGGAAAGAGACCCCACGAAUGCCGUGUUUGUGGGAAAUCGUUUACUGAAAGGGGCAAUCUCAAGAAACAAGAAUUAAUACACACUGGACAGAGACCACACAAAUGCGAUGUCUGUGGAAAAUCAUUUACUCAGUCGAGCCAUCUCAAGACCCGAGCAGAAAAUGCAAGUGGUAGGAUGCACGAUGAAGAAUUCUUGCUGUUCCUGCACCACUUUGCAAAAUUUGCUAAACCAAAUCCUGAGCUCAAAUAUGCUCAAAUGCUUCUUCACAAUUACGAAUCUCAUGUAUCCAUAGAGGCCUGA
Schistocerca serialis cubense is the source of this 1118-nucleotide messenger RNA. RefSeq names its product zinc finger protein 256-like. The transcript has 4 exons. The record is from RefSeq and is a predicted model, not a curated record. Bases 186 to 1118 code for a protein of 310 amino acids. Lineage: Eukaryota; Metazoa; Arthropoda; Insecta; Orthoptera; Acrididae.